AUGAAUGUAUUUGGGGCCUGGUUGCUUACACUGCAGAAGGCUGAUGGCAGUAACCUCAGCUUCUCCGCGAUCAACACUCACAGAGCCGGUCUAUUUAAUCUCUAUCGCGACUACGGGCACGAGAUGUCACCGGUAAUGGAGAAGGAGAUGCGUCAGUACUUUAAAGGCCUCAAGCGAGAGAUGGCUAGUGCUGCUGCCCGUGGAGAAGCGCGAGUGAAGACUGGAAAGGACCCUCUAUCGUUCGAAUUAUACCGCUAUCUAUGCGAGCGGCUACUUCAAUGCUCAUCUAAGGACAUGAUGUUUGCGCGGACGUACAUAAUUAUUGCCUGGAAUCUGAUGUGCAGAUCGGCGAACGCUUUUAGUAUUCGUUAUAUUCACAUCGAGUGGAGUGGUGACGCGUUAUGUGUCUACUUUGCACACCAAAAGAAUGACCAGGAAGGAAACAGGCCUCGCGACCCUCGGCACAUUUAUGCCAAUCCUUUGAAGCCAGAGUUAUGCCCGGUGCUCGCUAUAGCCACGUUCUGGGCGACAUCGUCUUUUAUUGGAGAUGACCGCCUCUUCCCGGGUAGUAACCAGUAUGAACGUUUUCGCAAGUGCCUGCAACGACUGCUAGAGAGUGAAGAUGUUGCUCAUGAGCUACGCCGACGUGGCGUUCACAAGGAUGAGCUAGGUACGCACUCGAUGCGUAAGGGAGCUGCGACUUAUUGUGCAUCUGGAUCGACGGCAUGUCCGUCAUCGACGUCUGUACACCUUCGAGCAGGGUGGUCAUUGGGCGGAGUACAAAAUACAUACUUACGCUAUGAGUCAGCUGGCGACAUGCACGUUGGCAGAACCGUGUCAGGACUGCCACCAGAUAGCCAUGAAUUCGCUAUGCUCCCGCCGCAUUUUGGUAAUCGUGACGCUGACGUUGAAGCUGCAAUUGAGUGCGUAUUUCCUGAGCUUCCUACAAACCUCACAUACGUUGGUGAGUUUUGCUUAGCCUCACUGGUCUACCAUGCACCGUAUUUACGAACUCACCUGGACCCCAACCAUCCCUUAUUUGAGACCCCGCUAUUUCAACACCCAAGCUUGAUUGCGGAUCUGUCUCGCAAGGUAACUUGCAAUGGUAAUCGCCUGCAAGCUACGGGGAUACCUCCUCAUGUAGCCAUAUUGGAGAAGAUGAAGUCACUGCUUGACGCCAAUCUGAAGACAAUGGAGCGCGUUGACGCCACUCGAGUGGCUACAGUUACGGACAUAAUGCGCGAAUUGGAGAAUCGCGCCAUUGGCGCUGGUACAGUAACGUUUGAUGGACUGGACGCUGCGCUAAAACGAUGCCUAGAUACUGCUGGUGUCACUGAACUCAUUAGCAAACUCAACGUUGCCCCAGGGGAUGCUUCUGUGGUGCCGGAAAUCCCUCCAGGCCAGCCUUCUACUCCUUGCUUCUUUUGGGAUGGCCGAUUCCGCCGCGUUCCGGCUGACUUCAAGCUCUGUGAGUGCUCCGUUGAAAAGCUGUGGGUGCUGUGGCAAUGUGGUAACACCAGCAAAAACAUACCACCUCCUCCGAGUGUUGGACGGCCGUGA
Molecule: messenger RNA, 1560 nt
Organism: Phytophthora nicotianae INRA-310
Lineage: Eukaryota; Oomycota; Peronosporomycetes; Peronosporales; Peronosporaceae
Exons: 1
Coding region: 1-1560 (519 amino acids)
Biological process (GO): DNA recombination; DNA integration
Molecular function (GO): DNA binding
Source: RefSeq, a predicted model, not a curated record